AUGUAUCACUCGUAUUUGGUCUGGCGACGCAAGCGAUAUCCGUACGAAAACGUUCAACCGCAAAGCUAUGGACGAGGUCAUCAUGGACAGCAGCAGCAGCAUCAUUACGACUUCGUGCCAUACUCUGGUCAUCAUCCACAUCAACAAAAGCAUGAUUACUACGCUUAUAACCCGGAAUUGGGUGCUUCUGGAGGUCGACAUCGUCGAGAAGCACAGGGGAACGACUACUACUCUCUGCCGCCACCCCCGCCGCCACCGCCGCCGUCGUAUGGGACGACGACGAAACCCUCUUUUCCGGCUGAUUCUGGUGAACACAAAAGCGUGCUCAAGAAGUCGUUCAAUUCUUUCUUCGUGCCGACACCGUUGACGGAUGUGGUUUUGGAAGUCAAGGACAAGCAUGGUUCAUCUUACGAACCGGCUGAGGCGUGGAAGGCCGACUGCAAUGCCAAAUACGGAUCUGCGCAUGGAUUCAAGUUUGGCUGGAUCACAGGCGUUGGGGAGCGACAUGAGGGCUACGAGGCGACGAUGAAGACCCUGGAUUUUAACACGUGCACGGGGCCGACAAAUGGUGAUGAUUCGGAAAACAAAAAGGAUGACUAUCCACCAAAACCCAACACCUUCCAGCUGGAUUUGAACGAGGUCAGGGUCAUCGAUUUAACACCGGAAGAACACCCGUAUCUGCCGAGCUCCGAUUGCCCUCGAGGCUUCCUGCUCACGGCCCUCUGGGCCGAGGACUACGACUGGAAGCACGUCAAGUACGGCAAAUGCGUGGAACUGGAGGACGGUCUCGUUGACUUCAUGACUUGUGCAAAUUUUGAACCAGAGCCUCAGAAGGAGAAGCAGGAACAGCAUGGAUACUACAAGGAUCAUCAGCCUACAUCCUCUUACAAUAAGAAGCUCGCAGUUAUUGAUUGUCCCAGAGCGUGGGCUGCAGUUGGUCUGAGGCGGUCCUAUCAAGGCAUAGACGCCCUGCGCUGCUGUAAGAUCGUGCCGCCACAUCCGCUGCCACCACCGCCGCCUCAUCCGGCCGGCUACGGCUACCCUGCAUAAUUGAAUCUCUGGCGCGUGAUUGUAUCGACGGAUUGUCGAACUACUCCUCGAAUUUUCGGCUGUUCACUUGGUUCAAUGGUUGCAUCAGUAAAGUUGCAGGGCUGUAUACUGCCUAUCCAAAGA
Messenger RNA from Notodromas monacha, 1173 nucleotides. The record is from the annotation of a GenBank genome assembly. Lineage: Eukaryota; Metazoa; Arthropoda; Ostracoda; Podocopida; Cyprididae.